CCAUGCCUAUCGACCUGAUAAAGGCCAGAGGACCCACCAAAAUUUCGGUGUGAAGUUUUCGGAGGGGCGCCACGAAAUACUUCUCUAUCCCGAAUUCAUAAACCACCCAACAUCGUCAACGAAGUCUGCUCCCUAAGCUCGAGACUCGUCCGCCGUCAAGAUGAGGAUCGAGACGUGCUACUUCUGCAGUAGACCUGCUUACCCAAGCAAGGGAAUCACAUUCUGCCGUAACGACGCCAAGCAGUUCCGCUUCUGCCGCAGCAAAUGCCACAAGAACUUCGUCAUGAAGCGUAACCCGCGCAAGCUGAAAUGGACCAAGGCCUUCCGGCGCGCGGCCGGCAAGGAAAUGACAGUCGACUCGACGCUCCAGUUCGCGGCCCGCCGCAACGUGCCCGUGCGCUACGACCGCGAGCUCGUCCAGAAGACGCUGCGCGCCAUGGACCGCGUCUCCGAGAUCCGGGCGAAGCGCGAGCGCGUCUUCGCCAAGCGCCGCCGCGCCGGCAAGCGCGCCCAGGACCUCGCCACGGACCGCAAGCUGGUCCAGACCCACGCGCACCUGCUGCCGCGCCUCCGGGGCAGCGAGAAGAGGAGGCUCGCCGAGGAGCAGGGGCUGCAGCCCGAGGAGAUCGAGGAGCUGGAGCGCAAUGCCGCGGGGGUUGCGGAGAAGAAGAGCGCGAGGGUGUUUGGCAAGGAGAAGAUACGCCAGAGGGUGCGUGUCGACGGAGGCGUGGAAGUCAUGGGAGAAGACGAGAGUGGUAUGGAUGUGGAUUCCGAGUAAGCGAGCUUGAUUGUAAUAUUCGCGAUCACAUUUGCACUCGCACGAAAGGGAGGUGUAUCUACGAUGGGAGAGGAAGGCGGGAAAAACUACUACUACUACUGCUACAACAAGAGUUGUUGGACGAUGGGGGAUGCCCAAAAAAGAAAUCACGGACAGUGGCGUUCAUGUGUGUAUGGGUUGUUUCGUUUCUUCUGCAUGCCCUGGCGUUGGCGGAUUCUAGGAUUCUGAUUCCUUUCCUUUCCACGAAAUGAAACACUUUUGACCUGCACAGUUCGCUAUGAGAAGA
Molecule: messenger RNA, 1064 nt
Organism: Daldinia loculata
Lineage: Eukaryota; Fungi; Ascomycota; Sordariomycetes; Xylariales; Hypoxylaceae
Product: ribosome biogenesis protein RLP24
Exons: 3
Coding region: 161-778 (205 amino acids)
Biological process (GO): ribosomal large subunit biogenesis
Cellular component (GO): nucleolus
Source: RefSeq, a predicted model, not a curated record